Hibiscus syriacus is the source of this 537-nucleotide messenger RNA. RefSeq names its product egg cell-secreted protein 1.2-like. Lineage: Eukaryota; Viridiplantae; Streptophyta; Magnoliopsida; Malvales; Malvaceae. The transcript has 2 exons. Bases 1 to 537 code for a protein of 178 amino acids. The record is from RefSeq and is a predicted model, not a curated record. Gene Ontology annotation, biological process: double fertilization forming a zygote and endosperm.
AUGGCCCUCAGAGAUAUGUUCCAUGUUUUGGUCCUUGUCUGCUGCCUUUUGGCUAGUGUAACAUCAGCAGCAAGGCUCGACGAUAAUCGAGGCCUCGCCGAGUGCUGGAAUGCACUGAAUGAGAUGAAAUCAUGCACGGAUGAGAUUGUUAUUUUCCUUGUUAACGGCCAAGCUGAUAUCGAUGCCGACUGUUGUCAUGCCAUCGAGGUUAUCACUCGUGAUUGUUGGCCUACCCUGCUCACUUCACUUGGUUUCACGUCCGAGGAAGGUAACAUUCUUAGAGGCUACUGUGAUGUUCCUUCUGCUCUUGCUCCUGCUGCUGUUGCACCUCUUGCUGGCUCCCCGGCUAGUCCGGCGCCCUCCGCCAUUGAUGACCAAAGGAGUGAGAGAUGGAAGCUUUCUAGGGUUUCAAAAAUGACUGGAGUAGGUGAGCUUGGUGAUCUCAAGGGAUUAUCUGAUGGUGGAGAGAGGGUUUGGUUCAUCUCUUUGGGUCUGAAAUCUGAAUCAGUGAUUGCAAAGAGGUUUCAUUGGGUGUAA